AUGGCCUUCCUCAAGAGAGAUAAGAGGGAUGUGUUUGAUGUUGAGGCAUUUAUAAGGAACUAUGGAUCGCUUACUCCCAAGCGGUAUACCUAUGAAAAUGUCAUGAAAAUGACAGACUCUUUCAGAGACAAAAUAGGUAAAGGUGGAUAUGGAACUGUGUACAAAGGCAGGCUACCUGAUGGGCUUCUGGUGGCGGUCAAAGUCCUAAGCGAGUCCAAGGGUAAUGGAGGAGAAGAUUUUAUUAAUGAAGUUGCUAGCAUUGUUGGUAUUGCGCGAGGACUAGAAUACCUACACUGUGGAUGUAACACAAGAAUUUUGCAUUUUGACAUCAAGCCACAGAACAUUCUUUUGGACAAAUAUUUUUGCCCGAAAGUUGCUGAUUUUGGCCUAGCCAAACUAUGCAAAACGAAGGACAGUAUUAUAUCAAUGAUGGGUACAAGAGGAACUGCAGGAUACAUUGCACCAGAAGUGUUUAGUCGGAACUUUGGAGGAGUAUCUCACAAAUCUGAUGUUUACAGCUACGGGAUGUUGGUUCUUGAAAUGGUUGGAGCAAAAAAGAAUUUGGAUUCGGGAGUGUCUCAUACGAGUGAAAUGUUUCCACAUUAUGUUUAUAAAGAUCUAGAGCUAGAUAAGGAUGAAAAUAUAUUUGGGGAUCCGGAUAUAUCUGAGGAGGAAAAAGAAGUAGCAAGAAAGAUGAUAUUAGAAAUGCCAGUUGAAUUGAAAGAAGUUGGCUUGGUGAAAAUGAAACCGUUUUUGAUUAACCGAAAACUCGAAUGA
Molecule: messenger RNA, 777 nt
Organism: Prunus armeniaca (apricot)
Lineage: Eukaryota; Viridiplantae; Streptophyta; Magnoliopsida; Rosales; Rosaceae
Source: the annotation of a GenBank genome assembly